Molecule: messenger RNA, 5233 nt
Organism: Dama dama (fallow deer)
Lineage: Eukaryota; Metazoa; Chordata; Mammalia; Artiodactyla; Cervidae
Gene: LPIN1
Product: lipin 1
Exons: 21
Coding region: 138-2930 (930 amino acids)
Biological process (GO): triglyceride biosynthetic process; positive regulation of transcription by RNA polymerase II; cellular response to insulin stimulus
Cellular component (GO): nucleus; mitochondrial outer membrane
Molecular function (GO): phosphatidate phosphatase activity; transcription coactivator activity
Source: RefSeq, a predicted model, not a curated record
CGGGCUGGGUGUUUGCAUACAAAGGCGGCCACGCGCGAGGCUCUGCAGGGUUUGUAGCGCCUCCGCGCCACAGAUCUCCGGUGUCGAACCCCCUGCGGAGCUGCUGUCCCAGCCCAGCUGCAGCCGAGGCUCAGACCAUGAACUACGUCGGGCAGCUGGCGGGCCAGGUGUUCGUCACUGUGAAGGAGCUCUACAAGGGGCUGAACCCCGCCACCCUGUCGGGAUGCAUCGACAUCAUCGUGGUCCGCCAGCCCAAUGGGAGCCUGCAGUGCUCCCCCUUCCACGUACGCUUCGGGAAGAUGGGGGUCCUGCGCUCCCGGGAGAAGGUGGUUGACAUAGAAAUCAACGGGGAAUCUGUGGAUUUGCACAUGAAACUGGGAGAUAAUGGAGAAGCAUUUUUUGUUCAAGAGACUGAUAACGAUCAGGAGGUGAUCCCCACGCACCUGGCCACCUCCCCAAUCCUGUCGGAAGGAGCCUCGAGGAUGGAGUCCCAGCUGAAGAGGAACUCCGCAGAUCGGAUAAGAGGCCUGGACGCCAACAUGUCAGCCCAGGUCUCCCCUCCCAGUGAGACCCCGUCAAGUGGCUCUUUAGUGAAGAAGCGCAGGAAGAGGAGGAGGAAGUCACAGCUGGACAGCCUGAAAAGGGACGAGAACAUGAACACGUCCGAGGAUGAAGACAUGUUCCCCAUAGAGAUGAGCUCGGACGAGGAGGCUGAGCCGCUGGACAGCAGUAGAACUCUUCCUGAUGAUAUACCUCCAUUCCAAGAAGAUGUCCCUAAGGAGAGCCAUUCCCCUGUCAUGACUUACCCUCAGUCAGCCUCUUACCCUAAUUCCGACAGAGAGUGGUCACCCAACGCCAGCCUGGUAGAUUGCAGGAGGCCCCCCCCUCACCUGGUGGUUGCGGCCGAGGGCGGUCUUUCUAGCUCUUGCCCUCCACAGUCUUCCCACUUCCACGCUUCGGAAAGUCCUUCAGUUUCCCGACCCUCAACACCUAAAAGCGAUUCAGAACUGGUCAGCAAAUCUGCGGACAGGACAAUGCAGAAGAAUAAUCUAGAAAUGCUCUGGCUCUGGGGAGAACUGCCCCAAGCCACAAAGUCCUCGCCACACAAGAUGAAAGAGUCCAGCCCGUUGAACAGCAGGAAAAUCUGUGAUAAAAUGCACUUCCAAGCCAUCCACAGUGAAUCUUCAGAUGCGUUUAGUGACCAGUCACCAACACUGGCCAGGGCAUCUCCGGUGCAGCCACUGCUGGAGCAGAACAAGCCGCAGACAGAGAUACAGUUUGUGAACGAAGACGAUGUCGAGGCCUUGGGAGCAGCGGCCCCCCCUUUACCCACGAUCGAGGAGCCCAAAGCCCCUUCUGCCAACACUGCCCCAGUAGCUGCAAGCAAGACGGACUCGCCUUCCAGGAAAAAGGACAAACGAAGCCGACACCUGGGGGCUGACGGCGUCUACUUAGAUGACCUCACGGACAUGGAUCCCGAAGUCGCUGCCCUGUAUUUCCCCAAAAACGGGGACCCUUCCGGGCUCACGAAACCCGCCAGCGACAACGGAGCCCGCUCCGCCAACCAGUCCCCUCAGUCCGUGGGCAGCUCUGGCGUGGACAGCGGCGUGGAGAGCACGUCGGACGGCCUGAGGGACCUGCCGUCCAUCGCCAUCUCCCUGUGCGGGGGCCUCAGCGACAACCGGGAGAUCACCAAAGACGCAUUUUUGGAACAGGCCGUGUCGUAUCAGCAGUUUGCGGACAACCCUGCCCUCAUUGAUGACCCCAAUCUUGUGGUGAAGAUCGGAAAUAAGUACUAUAACUGGACGACAGCGGCGCCUCUGCUCCUGGCCAUGCAGGCCUUCCAGAAACCAUUGCCAAAGGCCACGGUGGAGUCUAUCAUGAGGGAUAAGAUGCCCAGAAAGGGAGGAAGAUGGUGGUUUUCAUGGAGGGGAAGAAACACCACAAUCAAAGAGGAAAGUAAGCCAGAGCAGUGCCUGGCGGGAAAGAGCCACAGUACUGGGGAGCAGCCGUCACAGCUGGGCAUGGCCACCAGAAUAAAGCAUGAGUCAUCCUCUAGUGACGAGGAGCACGCGGCCGCCAAGCCGUCCAGCACAAGCCACCUCCCCCUGUUGUCCAGCGUCAGCUACAAGAAGACCCUGCGCCUCACAUCAGAGCAGCUGAAAAGCCUGAAGUUGAAGAACGGCCCCAACGACGUGGUGUUCAGCGUCACCACGCAGUACCAGGGCACGUGCCGCUGCGAGGGCACCAUCUACUUGUGGAACUGGGACGACAAGGUGGUCAUCUCUGACAUUGAUGGGACCAUCACUAGAUCAGAUACUCUCGGGCACAUUUUGCCCACACUGGGGAAGGAUUGGACCCACCAGGGCAUCGCCAAGCUAUACCAUAAAGUGAGCCAAAACGGGUACAAGUUUCUGUACUGCUCGGCUCGGGCCAUCGGCAUGGCGGACAUGACUCGGGGCUACCUGCACUGGGUCAACGAGCGCGGCACGGUGCUGCCCCAGGGCCCGCUGCUGCUCAGCCCGAGCAGCCUCUUCUCCGCCUUGCACAGGGAAGUGAUCGAAAAGAAGCCAGAGAAGUUUAAAGUCCAGUGUUUGACAGACAUCAAAAACCUGUUUUUCCCGAACACAGAACCCUUCUAUGCUGCUUUUGGAAACCGACCAGCUGAUGUGUACUCCUACAAGCAAGUGGGAGUGUCUCUGAACAGGAUAUUCACGGUGAACCCCAAAGGAGAGCUCGUGCAAGAACAUGCCAAGACCAACAUCUCCUCGUACGUGAGACUCUGCGAAGUGGUUGACCACGUCUUCCCUUUGCUGAAAAGGAGCCACUCUUCUGACUUCCCCUGCUCGGACACCUUCAGUAACUUCACCUUCUGGAGAGAGCCACCGCCACCCUUCGAAAACCAGGAUGUUCAUUCUGCAUCAGCCUAGAAGGUUCCCGGCCACCCCCUCCUGACAUCUCGUGAAGACCGGGCGCCCCCAUUAAAGGAUAGGUUUGGGGAUGUGCAGUCAUUUGCUGAAGAGCAGAGAGGACCGAGGAGGGGGUUUCCCCUCCCCGCCCCCCCUCCGGGGUUGUCAUUUCUAAGUGACACGCGAAGAGUGUCUGUCCCCGGGGGGCAUCAGCUGACCUCUGGUGUGGAGGCUGUGCCCUGCUGCCCUCCGCAGCCCAGUCCAGGCCGGGAAUGGUUAGUGUGCAAGAUGGGCUGUGAACCCCGGGGGUCCUCGGGAUGACGGGAUCCGGGGAGGGGCGCCAAGUGUGCAGGACUUCUGGGAGAGUGGGGGACACAUCGCCACGUGGUGGUUUGUGCCGUGGCUGCUGCGUGUGGCGGGAAGGCUGUGCAGGGUCCUGUGAGCUGAAUCUGAGGUCUCCGGAGGGACUCCAGACCUCCCUGUGCUGGGCCUUGACCUUGCGUAUGUCCCUUUGCGGUGUUUGCUGACUGGUCAGAUGUUUGGCUAAGUUCUCUCAUUCCUCCAGUUAAAGCUAACUUACAUAAACUGGCAUAUGUUCCCCCAUUUUUUGCAGCACGAGGCUGGAAUGUUUAUGCCUUAACGCAUCCAUGGCAGACAUUUUAUGUGGAAUGUGCUUUGGCUAGCUCCCUGUGACUGCAAUGCCUUAAGUUCAGAUUAUAGGAAAUAACUACCAAGGCAGUAAUUCGAAUUCGAGUUCGACACUCUGCCAGCAACCUAGCCUGCAAGGUGCUGCUGAAAGUGGGGGCUUGAACAGAGCUUAUGCCAAACAGUGAUGGUGUCGCUUUCUUUUGUGAGCUUUCAACAGAAACUGGUUGGUUUUAAGAAAAGCAGUUUGAAAAAGUUAAAUUAUAUAUUCUUUGUAGAUAGUGUUAUUUAUUACUUUAUUCUAAUUGGGGUUACUGUUAAUAAGCAUUUUAGCCAUAAUCUAUUAUAACUGUCAGUAAUACAUUAAAAAGAUAUACGUGUUAGACCAUCCAAAGAGCCUUAUUCUGUAAUCCUCACCACGCUGACCUUCUUUUGGAAUUUAUGAGUAAUACUUUUUAUUUCCCUUCGCUUUUCCCACUCAGAUUAAGGGCAAGUGGGUCAGCAGUUAUUUGAAUGACAUUCUUUAAGCUGGUAGAAGAUGAUCUUUUACUUGUUUAUUAAAUUGGCUCCUAGAGAGAAUAAUUUGAAAAGUGAAAAAAUUAUCUUGGUGAAAGAUUUUGCUUUACUUUUUGAGCUAUUAUUUUUUUUAAAGAGUGUUUUACUCCAUUUAUUGAAAUGCUCUCCUAUUUAAAUCGCAUGUUAGAGUCAUAGGAGGCAAACAGUGGAACAGCUGAGGCAAUUCUACUCUUUCUGUGAAAGAAAAUCCUUUCUUGUAAUUGGUGGGCUUUGCUGCAGUGGACGCCCUCCCGAGUGGUCCAUGCGGCCACACAGGAAACACCAACGCCCGUGUGUAGCUAAUCGCAGAUUUGCGCGGAAGCAUGACCCACAUGUGCAGAUCCCUUUUUGGAGGCAUUAAAAACAAUUUAAAAUAAUCCUGCCUUACCUUGGGCUUGCUCAUUAGUGACGUUCUUUCUGUCUCAAGGGUAUUUUGGGGUGAAUUUUAACUGCUCUGAACCGAGUAUCAGCUCACAGGUUUGCAGAGGCUGGCCCAGUUUCUCCCUUGCCCUGGGAGGAAUUUGGCUGUGCCCUGGGUCACCUGUCCCUCGUAGCGAGUGCCCUUCAUCAGGAUGACCGGCCGUUGAGAGCAUGUAACUUGGAUGUACGCUAAGCUUCCACACCACUGCCCUCUGAAGCAGAGCGCGCCUUCCAGAAAGUUGCAGUGUCAGGUUUGUGUCACACCUGCCUCGUGGGCUUUGGAAAAUGAGAUUUGUGCCUGGGAAGCACUCACGCAGGCGUGCGCUAUUUUAAUCAAUGUUCACACACCCACAACUCUGUGACCCUAUGGCCACGGGCUCGGAUGCUGUGUUUGGACCACACAUUUCAAAGCUGCCCAAUGGAAACGAAUCCCUCCAUAGUGACAGGUCAUCAAACGUUCAUCACACGUGAUGGAGAAAAAGGUACAUCCCGGAUACACUGGGGAAAAUGAUGACAACUUCAAAGAGAAUUCCCUUUUCCAUUUUAGGUUUGGGAUCGCCAUUUUAAAUAUAUUUUAUUUACAACACUUGAUCUGUAUUUGUAUAUGCUGGUACAAUGAUAAAAAAAAUCACUGUAAUCCUUGAUUGCGUUGUCCUGGAUGCAGAGCUAGAACAUAUUGUAAUAAAUGAGACCAAUGAAAGACU